UUGGCCCUGCCUCUAACGCUUCUGUUGCUCCCUUCUAUUUUUCCUCCUCCCUCUCUGCCACGUCUCCCCCCGGCUUCCACCGGAGAGGAACCCCUCUCUCACGCCGCCCCCAUCCCCAGAUUCCUCCGCGAGCGAGACGCGAAGGAGCGACACGUACCCCGACGGCGCAAUAAAGCAGAGGCGGUCGGCGACCUGGGCCGCGGCGAGCAGGGGCGGGUCGGCGGCCGGCGACGCGGCAGCGCGAGGGGUGGGGUGUGCACGGGCGAGCGAGGGAAAAGCGGGGAGGAGGGGAGGAAAGAGGAGGUCGCGGGUGGAAUGGAGGUGGUUGAUCUGGUCUCGUCCGACUCCGAGUCCGAGGAAGAGGACGAGGCGCGCGUGCACUCGCCCGAUCGGAAGCGCGCUGCCUGCGAGGCGGAUCCAAGAACCGAGUCGGAGAGCUUCCUCGAGCGGGAGAGGAUGGCGAGGCUGCUGCAUCGGCAUCCGCAUCCGCAUCCGCCGCCGAGCCAGGAAGUGAAGAAGGGCAAGGAGAAGGUCGGCGAGGGGGAGAUGCUGGAGAGAGCGGUGUCGGCGCCUGUUGAUCCUUUGAUCGGCUCCCGUGGCUGUACAUUGGGAGCGGGAGGCGAAAGCAAGCCUGGAGAUGGGGGAAAUGGCGGAUCAAUCUCCGCGCCUCAGGAUGAAUCAGACAGCAAGGGGUUGCAGGAGGGACAUGGACAGCACGGGCUGCUUCACAGUGGUUCCGGCACGCCGGAUGACAAGUGGAAGGGGAUUCUUGGUGCGAGGCCCGCUGAUCCUGCUGUCGACAAACUGUCGCAUUCGCGGGACAAUGGCAAGAGAGAAGAUGAGGUUCCAAUGCAUGAACCAAGCUCUGUAGCCACUAAUGAAGUUACUGGAGCUGGUGAUGUUUCCAUGGAAGAUGGUAGCUCCACAUGGCUAUCGAGGAUCAAGGGGCUCAACUACCCACUUCUUGAUGAGAAUCAGUUAAGAACCAGACAAAUUGAAUCCGAUGAGGAGUUUGCACGCAGGCUUCAGGAGCAGUUAAACAAGGAGCAGCCAGGCUCGCAAAACUUAGAAGAGGUUGAUACAACACUAGCCUGGACAUUGCAAGAGGAAGAUGUGGAACACGCUAGAAAUGCUGUCAGAGAGGGCCAAUCUAGCUCUAGCCAAAGGGACCGUUCAAUGGCACACUUGUAUUCAUUUGGCCGGCACUCACCAGUUCACAGUAUCAAUGUUCUGACUCCAAUUCCAAGCAGAAGGGGUUCGCAAAGAAGCUUCAACCGCCCUGACAGAGAGCAACAGAAUAUGCUUAUCUCCCAAUUGACUAGAGGAUGCUUCAGAGAUGAAAACAUGGAUCUAGAAACGCGCAUGGCAAUACUGGAUUCACUCGAAGAAGCAUUUGGAAACUUCGGAGAGGAAUUUAUGUCAGAAUCUGAUGAUGAUGACUAUGAGAGCCUAAUAAGACUUGAUGACAACAACCAUCACAGGGGUGCUUCUGACAUUCAAAUAAACAACCUGCCACUAUCUGUAGUUGAGGGAGAGAGUUGUUCUGAUGAACCCUGUCCUAUAUGCCUGGAUUGCCCUGCUGCUGGUGAAUACCUCCGGCGUUUACCGUGCCUGCAUAAAUUUCAUAAAGAGUGCAUUGACAAAUGGCUUCGGAUGAGGAUUUCAUGCCCAGUAUGCAAAUCUGAGGUGAUCUGACAGGAGUCCAUACCAUUGGCAAGUAAUUUUUUUUUUUGGAAUAGCAUGACAAACCGUGUCCAUACGGACCACCAUCGGAAAUAUUUUUUGGAAUAGCAUGAAUAUCUGUUUAAGCCGUCUCUUUUUUUUACCAAUAGAAAGCGUUGUUACUUGUAACCUGUUAGCUGUUACUGCCGGUGCCGCAGUGUGUAAAUAGCACGGUAGUGUGUGCUGCUUUCUGCUCUUUCAUGGAUCUCUAUGAACAUGAGAUAUUUGAAAGCUGUGGAGUAUUUUACGCUGCGAGAAGAAAAGAAAGGCAUUUCAUAAUAUCU
Messenger RNA from Oryza sativa Japonica Group (Japanese rice), 2006 nucleotides. RefSeq names its product E3 ubiquitin ligase BIG BROTHER-related. The record is from RefSeq and is a predicted model, not a curated record. Lineage: Eukaryota; Viridiplantae; Streptophyta; Magnoliopsida; Poales; Poaceae. Gene Ontology annotation, molecular function: zinc ion binding.